This is a messenger RNA of Eimeria acervulina, 789 nucleotides long. Its product is annotated as GPI mannosyltransferase 1, putative. Gene Ontology annotation, biological process: GPI anchor biosynthetic process. Gene Ontology annotation, cellular component: membrane; glycosylphosphatidylinositol-mannosyltransferase I complex. Lineage: Eukaryota; Apicomplexa; Conoidasida; Eucoccidiorida; Eimeriidae. The record is from RefSeq and is a predicted model, not a curated record. Gene Ontology annotation, molecular function: GPI mannosyltransferase activity; alpha-1,4-mannosyltransferase activity. Bases 1 to 789 code for a protein of 262 amino acids. The transcript is spliced from 5 exons.
AUGAAGGGGUGGAAUUAUCUACUUGGGCUGCAUCCGCAGCAGCUGCGCCGAGCGCUGUUCGGUGCUGCUUUGUUACUGCGACUGUUGCUUUUGGGAUAUGGGGAGUGGCAAGAUUCUCACUUGGCCGUGAAGUUUACUGACAUCGAUUACAAGGUGUAUACCGAUGCUGCUGGACAUAUCUUAAAGGGUGGCUCGCCGUAUGAGCGGCAUACUUACAGAUAUUCCCCUUUGGUGGCGUACAUGUGUCUUCCAAACUUGUUGGGCUGUCCCUUUUUCGGAAAGCUGUUGUUUUGCUGCGUUGAUAUGGCGGUAGCCCUGCUAAUUGAGCAGGGGCUCUGGAGGAUAUACCUGCAGCGCCAGAAGCAGCAACAACAGCGGCAACAGCAGCAGAUAGGCAAGUCAUUCUAUUGGAGACAAUCUGAGCGCACUGGAGGGCCCACAGAUGGCUGUAACACCAGCGCCGCUCCCCUCAGCAGUAUCAGUACCAAAGGCAACACGUGCAGCAACGACGAGUAUCCUUUGCAUACAUUUUUGCUGCCUUGCUGCUGCUGGCUGUUUCACCCGGUUGUGGCUACCGUCAGUGCACGGGGGAACGCCGACUCUGUCCCGUGCCUCCUCGUGUUGCUGACAUUGGCUGCUGUUAGAGCCCAAAGGCUUCUCCUCUCCGCAGUCCUGUACGGGCUUGCGGUGCACCUCAAGGUUUACCCGGUGAUCUACGGGGUGCCCAUCCUCCUAUACAUGCAGCAGGGAUUGCUGGUGAGGCAGCUGUUGCGGCUGCCGCCUUUUUGA